Messenger RNA from Conger conger (European conger), 2087 nucleotides. It is a transcript of the gene rbpms2a, whose product is annotated as RNA binding protein, mRNA processing factor 2a. Gene Ontology annotation, molecular function: mRNA binding; protein homodimerization activity. The record is from RefSeq and is a predicted model, not a curated record. The transcript has 8 exons. Gene Ontology annotation, biological process: negative regulation of smooth muscle cell differentiation. Lineage: Eukaryota; Metazoa; Chordata; Actinopteri; Anguilliformes; Congridae. The coding region runs from base 388 to 1002 and encodes 204 amino acids.
AGAGAGCAGAAGAGACUCGACCUCAGCGUAGUGCCCCCUUUAAAUUGUAGGUAAUUCACACUUUUUUCUUUCUUAAUUGAAUUUUAACCCAAACAAGCUUGAUGUGAGCAAGGGGAAUAAGAUUACUUAUUUUUUCCCUUCUCUCACCUUCACAGUGCACCUAUCCACCAAAUCACCUUUAGUUUUUUUAUAUUUAAUUUUUUCUCUGGUACCUCCUUGGAUACUUCGGCAAAAGCACGGCAUCACUCGGGCACCCUUUUUCGGAAGUCUCACGAAACGGCACCAAGAUUUCUUCUGCAACUUUAACGCACUUGAGGGAAACCCACCCAAACCACAAACGGGGAAAACGACUUUUUCUCUUGUUCAAAGAGGCGUUAAAGUUGCACAAUGAGUCUCAAAAAUGAUUCUGAGCCGAACAACAACGUAUCUAUAGAAGAGGAGGUACGAACACUCUUUGUCAGCGGCCUUCCAGUUGACAUCAAACCUCGUGAGCUCUACCUGCUAUUCAGACCAUUCAAGGGUUAUGAAGGUUCACUGAUUAAAUUGACAUCAAAGCAGCCUGUUGGCUUUGUUACCUUUGACAGCCGGUCUGGCGCUGAAGCGGCAAAAAAUGCAUUAAAUGGGAUUCGCUUUGACCCAGAAAGCCCACAGACCCUGCGGUUAGAGUUCGCUAAAGCCAACACGAAGAUGGCCAAGAGUAAGCUGCUGGCCACACCGAACCCCACAAAUAUCCACCCAGCUCUAGGAGCACACUUCAUUGCACGGGACCCAUAUGACCUGACUGGAGCGGCACUGAUCCCUGCUUCCCCCGAGGCCUGGGCCCCUUACCCACUGUACACCACAGAGCUGACCCCCGGCCUGCCCCACGCUGCCUUCACCUACCCUGCAGCGGCCGCUGCGGCUGCGGCCCUCCACGCCCAGGUGAGGGACCAACCGAUGCGUUGGUACCCUUCUCCAUCUGAAGCUUCCCAGCCAGGAUGGAAAUCCCGUCAGUUUUGUUAAAGUAUUUAAUGCCAUUCAGUACCUGAAGGUUUUUUGUUUGUUUUGUUUUUUCCUCCUAGUGGAGUGAGGUGUACUGAGCUCUACUUUAAUUUAAUCAGGUGUAUUUAAUGGACAACGGUGCAUUAUGGACAUUUUCUUUUCCCUUUGGGGACUUUCUCUGAAGGACUUGGAGCUGAAAACAUCUUGUAGACUAAACUGAAGCUGAGGACGUUCUGGCGAACCAUUACGGUACAUUCCUUGCACCUCAAAACCCUGUGCAAGGAAAGUUCUACAGAAAUGGACAGGUUUUUGCUGAUAAUGAUAUAGCUGCUCUUGAAGAGGUGGGGCUUGGAGGCCUGGGUAAGGGGAGGGGGGAGGGGGUUGAGACAAUCAUUGUGCAUGUUGAAGUAUUUGGCAUGAAUUAGAAUGCAAAGUUCUGUGUAUCCUUGUUUUGUAGUGCUUGCGUUGCCUUGGCAACGGGUCUGGGACUAGUCAAUUGACCCUUUGCUUCCUGUAUCUUAGUCUUGCUUCUGUAAAGAUUUCUGGCUUGGGUUAUUUGACAUUACAUGCAAGGCAGAGGCCCACUUUGUUACUUUGAAGUUUUGCUUUUUUUGUUCAGAAUGGACAGGUUUUAUGCACUGGGUUUCUCAUCAGCGUGACCUCUGCAGUGAAACUGUCCAGGGCGGGGCAAGCAGUUUCAGUGACCCAGCUUCUGCAGACCUUUUGAACGCAUCCUCAACUGACAACCUGGUCUUGCCAAAAUGUCUGUUUAGAGUAUAUUGAACAAAACGAGUACAAGUAUUUUUGUACUUUUGUGUAAUGAAUAUUUAUGCAUUUUUGUGCAAUUAAAUGAGUAAUCUGUAUAAGUUGAUGUUUAGUCUUCCUUUUGUGUUUUUGGUGUUUUGAUAGAUGCUGAUUCUAUCUAUAUCCUGUUUGAAGUAGUUUAAGUGCAAUUUAUUUUUUGCUUGGUGUUAAAUGCUGAACUAUCCUGACAGUGGCUGAACUGCUAGUUUAAAUGGACUGCUGACAUGAGAUUGCUGUAUAAAAAAUUAAAAAAAAAUGUUCUUUCAGAAUGUGAAACUGGAUAAUAAAUAGAUGAACUUAAA